ACCAAGGAUCUUUUCGUUUUGUUGAUAAAAUUAAAAUAUUAUUAGGCCUAUGCUUAGAUCUAGGGCCUACCUGACAGUGACCUGCAGCGCUUGUAAAUUUUAAUUGUGAAAUAAUUAGGCCUACUAACAUUAAAUUAAUUUUCAAUUAAAUUCAAGAGUUUUUCUAAAUUUUUUAUCUAAUUUUCUUUCUUAUUAACUUGAGAGCCUCUGACGAUUUUACUAUUUUUACGUACCCAAAUGCCAAAUAGUGAAAUACAUUUAGAAUCUAGUAAUUUAAUAUUUACUUACCUGAAAAGAUAGAUAUUAGAUUUAAUUACAAAAUAAAAUAUAGAAAACUGAAAACUGGAGAUACUGACACUGUGAUACUGAUAGACUACCUCCUUAGACCUUAGGCAAGUGAUACUCCUUUUACUAGAAUCUACUAGAAAAAAUGGGAGUAUAUGAAGGUCUUCAGAUAGCUUUGGACCUUGGUUAUUCACUUAACUUUAAGAAAAAACAAGAACUCAGAAAUAAAAUAGUUGAAAAUGGAGGAACAAUAAGUUAUAUUGUAACUAAUAAGUGCCAAUUUGUUGUGACAAGUGACCCAGACAAAUGUGAUGUAUCAACCAAGUGUAGAAUGGCUCUGAAGUACAAGCUUCCAGUUCUUAGACUAGAAUACAUUUGGGACUGUAUACAAGCUGAGAAACUACUUCCUAAGAACAAUUACAUUGUUGGCGGAAAGAGCAAGUUUCUUGAUUUCAAGUCAGGAAAAAUUACAGCCAGUAAACAAACAGAAAAACCUAAAAAAUUUGCCAGUAAAGCUGCCUUUAAUCCAAAAUGUGUAAAAACUUUUCAAAACUGGGAUGAAAACUUGCCAUUUUUUGAUGAAAUAACUUAUGAAGUAGCCAAGUAUGCCAUUUUCUGUGGCUUCAACAAAGUGUCAAAAAGUGAUGUAUCUUACAUAAUUGAACUGCACACCCCUUCAGCAAGGUCAGUCCAAUCUGAUUCAUUGAAUGAAAUGGAUACGAGCACCUGCACUCUACAGCUUUUAUAUCGAGUUGUUUUCCAGAGUGGCAAUACAAAAGACUUAGAGGAAGGAAAGCCUGGCCAUAAAGAGUUUCGCUUCUUACCUACGGCUGAACAAGCUUUGUCUGUGUUUGCUAUGCUUUAUAGUGACUUGGAAAACAGGUCAGACUUGUAUAAAUGCAAAGUUCCCAUUCGUGGAUUAGGAUCAAGCAAAUUGCAAAAGCUGAUAGCAGAGACUGCCAAUGUUCAUGAUAAAUGUAGCAAUGAAGUGAAAGAUCUUGUUGAGCACAUUUGGAGGGAAGCCAUGACAGAAGUAACAGCAGUUCUAGGAGAUAUCAGUAGCAUUAGGCUAGAACAAGUGGAGAAAGCUGAAGCCAUUCUGGUCAGGGUGAGGGAUGCCAUCAAAUCAUCCUCAUCUGAAGAAAAAAUCAAGGUACUGGUUGAUGAAUUCUACUCCGCUCUGUCCCACAAGAAAGACAAUGCUGACAUGACUAGUGUGGGUAGAAAACAGUGGCUGGUCAGAAAACAGGACAUGUGCCAACUUGUCAAAGACAUGAUUUCUGUCAGUGAGAUGACUAACUUUGAGAAUAGGUCUCACAUAGAAGCCAAAUAUGCAGCACUGCGAUGCCAGAUCACAAACCUGAGUGGAAGUCAAAGAGAGGAAGUGGCAGACUUAGUUCACUCUACAAUGGAUGCUGGAAGCGAGUCAUCUGAAGUGAAGUUGUUGAAUAUCUAUGAAGUAUGGAGACAGGUCGAAGAUAUUGAUUACAGACAUGACAUCUACCCUAAGCGUCUGCUGUUUCAUUCUUCAAAAGUUGAAAAUUUUGUUGGAAUUUUAUCACGGGGUCUACUUUUACCAAAAGUUGUUGUGGAUGAUUAUGGAGGUAAACGAUCCGAUGUUGGAAUGCUGGGAAGUGGCAUAUACUUUGCUAGUGAAGCUAGCACCAGUGUCCGCUACUCUUCACCAAGUCAGACCAAAGGGUCAAGGCUGCUGUUGAUUAACGAGGUGGCAUUAGGAAACUGUAAAGAUUUUAAUGUGUACAACACAGAACUGGUGGCGCCACCUGAUGGGUAUGAUAGUACUCAUGGUGUCAGUCAAAAAUGGGACAAAUCAUCCACGUUUAAGAAUGAUGAAUAUGUUGUGUACUCUACAAACCAACAAAGAAUUCGCUACAUUGUGGAAUUCACCAUCAAAGACGAUUUAAUCAAGCCAAACAUAGAACCCAUUGUAGCUAUUGACACAAAUAUUUUGACAGACGCAGUAGAAAGCACAACCAUACAUGAUGUGGUUGAUGUUGGUGACCCCAUGUCGAAGGUCAAGCCUGGGCUGAUUGGAACUGGUAAUGUGGAAGUUGAGAUGAGAGCAGUCCACAUCAGAGCACAACUUGUAGACCUGGCUGCCCAGGUGGUGGUGCUGCAAGAGUACCACAACAACAGCAGCCAGCCCAUAGAAGCCAAGUACGUCUUCCCUCUUGAUGAUGCCGCUGCUGUGUGUGGUUUUGAGGCUUUCAUCAAUGGCAAACACAUUGUGGGGGAGGUCAAAGAAAAGGAAGUUGCCCAUAAAGAGUACAAGCAGGCUAUCAGUGAGGGUCAUGGAGCUUAUUUAAUGGAUCAGGAUGAGGAAACACCAGAUGUGUUUACAGUGAGUGUUGGCAACCUGCCAGCCGGGGCCUGUGUGUUAAUUAAAAUCACCUACGUGGCAGAGCUGCAAGUUGAAGACGGUCUCAUCAGUUUUAGACUUCCUGCAGCUGUGGCCCCAUGGAAGGAGACAUCUGCUCUUAAAAAUUCAACACAGGAGAUUUUAAAAAGUCACAAAAUGUCAGCCUCUAAAACCACAGUUCAAGUCUCUGUAGAAAUGCCAUUUGAAAUAAGAAGCCUAAAGUGUCCUACACACAAGAUCAGAGUUAAGCAAACUGCAUCUAAAGCAUUUGUUGAGAUGGUGCGGCUUCAAAACUUUGGCUCUGGGUUCCAGCUGUUGAUUGGUCUGGCAGAGAUCCAUGUUCCCCGCAUGUGGGUUGAGAGGCUGCCAGAAGACCCACGGCACCAGGCCUGCAUGUUGACAUUCUUUCCUGAGUUUGAGUCCUCUGAAAUAUCUGAAGGGGAGAUCAUUCUAAUGCUGGACACAUCAAACUCAAUGACUGGCCCUGCCCUGACUGAAGCCAAAAAGGUGGCGCUGCUUAUGCUGAAAUUCAUCCCUGCAGGAUGGAAGUUUAAUGUUGUUGAGUUUGGAUCAGAUCAUGCAGAGCUUUUCCCUGCACCAAAAUUAAAAAAUGAUGACACUGUGAAAGUUGCCACAGAAUUUAUACAGAUGUCCAGAGCUGAUAAAGGCAACACUGAAGUAAUCCGCCCUCUGCGGUCCUUGUUUUUGUUGCCCUACUCUGAGAGCCAGAGAAAUGUUUUCCUGAUAUCUGAUGGCCACAUCAACAAUGAUAGCGUAGUUUUGAGGGCAGCUCGCCUCAACUCCACUCAUACAAGAAUCUUCACAUUCGGUGUCAGUGCCACUUGCAACAGUUAUACUCUCAAAGCUUUAGCUAGAGUCUCUGGUGGAGCAUUUGAAUAUUUUGACAGCAAGACCAAGUCCAAGUGGGAGUCUAAGGUGAAGAGCCAGGUGAGUAAAGCUGGCCAACCCGGCCUGACAUCCGUCUCUGUCCAGUGGCAGCAGUAUGACGACAACCUGCCACCCCCAGUACAAGCGCCUCAACAAAUCACUGCCAUGUUCAGUGGCUCACGCCAAGUCAUUUAUGGAUUUGUACCCAAUUGCACCAUGGCCACACUAAAAGCAAACGUUGGAGGGGAGGAAGCUUCAACUGUUGUCUCGACAUCAGAACUCUCCAUAACAGAAGGAAAGAUUGUUCAUCGGUUAACAGCAAGGGCAGUAAUCAGAGACUGGGAGGACGGAGUUUUGUCAGAUGAUAGAACUGGACAUGAGGUUGCCAAGCUGGACUUAAAAAAAUAUGUAAUUGACUUGAGCAAAGAAUAUUCAAUUGUCACUCAGUUCACAAGUUUUAUUGCUGUGGAGAAGAGAGAGGAGAAUGAGAAAGAAACUCUGCCGAAGGGGCCAUCUAUAGAAGAUCUGUUGAAGAAAGAAAAUGUUGACAACUUACCCUACAUUGGUUGGACAAAUGUGCAAGAAGGUGACAGUUUACCCAUAGAGUCUUUGAUUGAGGAACUCUCCAGGGAAAUAGAAAAGCAGAGCAUCUCUGUGAAGAUGGCUGCCUGUUUAGAAUCUUUGGAAGAGAAAAGUUUUUUGUUGAAAGAGCAGGCGGGUCCAUGUAACAAGAACAUGCUGCUUGCAACCAAACUCCUUGUUGAGGCCUAUCUUCUUCAGUCUAAUGAAAACAAAGCAUGUGAACUUGCUGUGGAAGCUUUUAAUGAUUGUGUGAAGAGCUUGGACACUUUGGAUGAAAACUCAUACACAGAGAUAGCCCCGGUCCUAUCUGACCUACGUAAUAAAGUGAUCAACAUAGAAAGCACCAAAGAGCAGAUGAAACCCCAGAUACCAUUGCCUGUACAUGGAAAAGGGGUGGUGAAUUUAAAAACUUUAACUGGAAAAACUAUAAAUGUUUCCGCCAAUGCUAGAACAACUGUGGCAGAUUUAAAAAAUACUUUGAUGGAAUUAGAGGGCAUACCUUAUAGCCAGCAGAGGCUGAUUUACAAUGGUCAGCAGCUUCAAGACCAUGAUUGCCUUCAGAAAUUAAACAUAGGCUAUGGAGAUGUGGUUCAUCUGGUGCUGGCUUUGAGAGGCGGACCUUCAAGGCCAACUAAAAAAAGUGCAACUAUUUCAGUGAGAAACAACGAAUCUUUAAUAACAUUCGAUUGUUUUGAGGAUGAUGAUGAGGAUGAUGAUGACAUAUAUGAUGAUGGAGUAGAGGAAAUAUUUUAUGUGACAGAGGAAGGACACAGCACUGAGUCACAUUGUGACGGCUCAAGAAGAAAUAAGAAUCAAGAACGAGAACGAUCAAGAGAAAGGGUUCUACUUCGAGAAGGAGCAAGUAGUGGUUCUAGUUCUGCUGAACGAUCAACAGAAUUUUAUGUAGAAGAAGAAGCAGAUGAAGAAGACGAAAUAUAUGAAGAAAUAUCUGCCCCUGUUGUGCUAGACGUUGGGUCACUGAUGCAGAAAGCUGGGUUUGCUGGGGAGAUGUUCCCAUCUGUUGAGAUCCCCUCAGUUGUUGGGAGACCCAGGUAUCAGGGAGUCAUGGUGGGGAUGGGCCAGAAAGACAGCUACGUUGGUUAUGAGGCAGUGGGUGGCAGAGCUAAGCCCAAACCUGAAUUUGAGAAAUCAGUUUUACGUAAAACGUUUUCUACUAAGAGGCUCAAUAGUGCCUCAAUACGUCCUAUUCCUGAAAAGCUUGAUAGUGCCCCUUAUAGUUUAGGAGCUGUUCCACCACUGCCUAUGAGUAGCUUAUUUGGAUACCUUGCAGAGCAGAGCAGUGACACUCAAGUUUUGGCUGAAGCAAAACAAGUUUAUCACAAAUAUUCAGCAAACAAAAGCUCCAGUAUAUUUUCUUCUAUGAGACCUCCUCCUUUCUCACCUCAACUGCUUUCCCAACCUCCUCCGUCCCCACCUCAAACAUUUGCCCCUCAUCCUCCCCCACCUCAAACAUCUGCCCCUCCUCCACCCCCACCUCAGUCAUUUGCCCCUCCUCCCCCACCUCAGUCAUUUUCCCAACCUCCCCCUACAAGAAAUAUCCAACUUAUUUCAGACCUUAAAAGCACAAGAUCAUCACGUCAAGCUUCCCAACUUCAGGUUUCCUCAAUAACUAACUCUGCUUUGCCAACUGUUAGUUUACAUGAUAGAUCCAUGGGGCUACCACAACUGAUUUCAGGCUUUGGUUCAAGUUUAGCUGGGCCCCCAGCACCAACCCAAGCCUCAUUUGGUUCAGCUCCAACAGGGUUCCAAGCACCAUCUGCAGCUAUGUUUGGUUCAACUUUAGCAGGGACACCAGCACCAACUUCAGCUAUGUUUGGUUCAACUUUAGCAGGAACACCAGCACCAAUCAAAGCCUCAUUUGGUUCAGCUCCAGCUGAAUUCCCAGCACCAACUUCAUCUAUUUUUGGUACAAGUUUAGCAGGGACACCAGCACCAACGCAAACCUUGUUUGGAUCAAGUUCUACAGAGCCUGAAGCACUAUCCCAAACGAAUUUCAGAAGCUGUUUAGCAGCCCCAAGGGGUUUAAGGCCUGAAAUACCACAAAAACUAGCUGCCUACAAGAUGUCUCCAGUUGUCCCAAGAUCUCAUGAAAUCCCUGUGACCUCCAUGUCAUCGUCAGCUGCAAGGCUAGAAGAACUCUCUUGUUUUUAUUCGACUGAGUUGCAUUCAUACACCCGUGAGCUACCAGCCAAGGCACCAAUUCGCAGUUGUUUCACAUUGCGUGCAUCAUCAUUAUCUGCUAGUACAGGCCAUGUUGAUCCACAUGCUGUAGAAAUAUUGAAAGGCACAUGUGAUAGCCAACCAUGGCACGACGCAACGCCACAUAAAGAAGUGUCAAUGAAAAAGAAGAAAAAUGUUCCAAAGGGAUUUAUUGUAGACGAAUGUUAUGAUGCUGGCAGUGACAUGCUGAUGGAGCUAGAGGAUAGCGAAUAUGAUCAACAAAUUCUUUGUUGUAAUGAUGAAAUGAUGCCCUACUCAUAUGAAGAAAAGGAGAGAAUAACUAGUAAGGAGAGAGAAAGUGUUUUAACAUAUGAUGCACUACCAAGUUUGUUUAAUCUGCAGAAUGUGGAAGGGUUUUGGGAAUUUGGAGAUGAUCUGGAUAAGCUGAUAGGAAUCAAUAGUGACACUUGCAUCGACAUACUUAUUAAAAGUGGUCUAAGCUCCUUAGGUAAGACUGCAGAGACAGAGACCAAGAAACUCCUGGCCACUCUCCUUGUGCUGUUCUCCCUGCUAAAGCUCUCCUGCCCAGAGCUGUGUGACAAGCUCCUGGAGCACCCUCUACCACUGAAGGAGAUCGUGCUCAACUUGGGAGAACCUUACAUCCAUCCUGUGAAGAAUGCCAUUGAGUUUUGUUUAACCGCGGAUAAGAGGUACCCUCUGGUCUUCAGCACUCUGGAGUUGGGUUCUGACUGGGUCAAGGUCGCUGCCCACAUGCUGGCCUUCAAAUCAUCAGGUCAACUCUCAAGUUCAGUUUCCAGCCUGCCACCCUGGGUUGCCAUGGAGACCGCCUGUCUCUGAGAUACCUGACAACCCUAUAAAACCUGAAUUUAAAUUAUGCUAAUUAUAAAAUACCUGUGCUAUAAAGUAAGCUAUAUAGUUUAGGUUUAUACUUGACACAGUGCUGACCAUACCAGCUUACAUGAACCAAUAAGCAUUGCAGCAUCUGCCCCUGUCUUCUUCUUCCUUCUUAAUUUUUAGUGUUGGAAGGGAUUGAGCCUUAUCUGCCAGAGGGUUUGAACUCGUGACUUUUUUUCAAAUUUAACAACCAUGAGCUUUGCCGACUCGACCACGCUUCCUACACAAUUAAGUAUACGUGUCGACCACGCCAACCCCUAUCUGCCCCUAAGAAAUGUCAAGUCUUUGACCUACUUUUUUUCUUGCCACUUUUUUUUAAAAUUAUCAGCUUUAUUUGUGUGUACCAUUAAAAUGGAAUCAGCUUUUACUGUGCCAUAGCUCUUUCUUCUUUAACGUUUAAAUAUAAUCUAAUUGUAUUAGGAUUUUUUAAAAAUAUUUAAAUAAACUUUUAAAGUUGAUGUCACUUCUUUGUAAUUCAGUUGUAGAUCUUCUGCCACUCUUAACAAUUGCUUAGAAAAAAAAACUUGCAUAUUUAUGACAUGUGUCUAAUUU
Physella acuta is the source of this 7783-nucleotide messenger RNA. Its product is annotated as protein mono-ADP-ribosyltransferase PARP4. Gene Ontology annotation, molecular function: NAD+ poly-ADP-ribosyltransferase activity; protein binding. The record is from RefSeq and is a predicted model, not a curated record. NCBI's taxonomy places the organism in Eukaryota, Metazoa, Mollusca, Gastropoda, Physidae. Gene Ontology annotation, cellular component: cytoplasm.